Mollisia scopiformis is the source of this 661-nucleotide messenger RNA. RefSeq names its product chaperone/heat shock protein-like protein Hsp12. Bases 198 to 527 code for a protein of 109 amino acids. The transcript is spliced from 4 exons. Lineage: Eukaryota; Fungi; Ascomycota; Leotiomycetes; Helotiales; Mollisiaceae. The record is from RefSeq and is a predicted model, not a curated record.
GUUCAUACUCUACCAGCUGCUGCAUCUGUACAGAUUGCCAGAAUGCAGCAGGCAGAUUCCUUGGCCCGGCCCGUUUGCCUAAUCCUCCCAUUGCCUACAUAAGAGCUUUCAUUUCCUCCUCUUCUUCUCACCAAACUACAGCUCAUUCCACAAAUACAACACUUCUACCAAACUCUUCCAAACUCAAAUCAAUCAACAUGUCUGAUUCCAUGCGCAAGGGUCUUGGUGACCAGGUCUCGGAGAAGGUUACUCCAGAUUCUCAAAAGUCUACCACCGACAAGAUCGGAGAGAACAUCACCGGAGCUACCGACAAGGUUGCCGGUGCCGUUCAACCUGAGGGCGACAAGUCCACCACCCAAAAGAUUGGUGACUCCACCCGCUCCAACGCCGACAGUGCUCAAAACGAGGGCGGCUCUCUCCUCGACUCCACCAAGAACACCCUUGGUAGCGCUGCCAACACCGUCUCCGACACCCUCUCUGGUGCUGCCGACUCUGUCACUGGCGCAUCCAAGGAUGCUACCAAGUAAAGCUAUUUCACCAUGAUACCCCCUUCUUCGAUUCUCGCGGAACCUUGAUGGAAAGAACUUUGGGACGAAACAAUUUGGGAUAUGAUCAGGGAUAUGGGAAUGCAAUUCUCGUUUGUUAUGUAUGUUAUGAGGAU